GAGCCUGCUUCUCUCGUAGACGAGGAUUAGGCUUGAGGGGCUGCUGCUGCUUCUUCUAUUCUUUGGAACUGGGGAAUUUCUCCUGGUCGCUUCCUCGAGGGGAUGGCGAGGAAGCCGACGGAGUCGGGAGGGGAUAUGUCCAGGGUUUCUUCCUCCAACUCCAGAUCUGCCGGCGGCCGAGAGUUUGAGUAUCUUCAUGGAGCAGGAGGAGACACGGCCGCCGAUCGGAGGAUCGCCUUUUCCCGCCACCCGUCUUUCCGGCAAUCGGACGAUCCCGUCCGCCAGCCUCUUCUUUCCAGGAGUUUCGCUGCGUCGCUCGAGACCCCGAAAGGAGACGUAGGUUUGGAGUUCCCGAUGGAGAGCGGCUCCGGCGAGGAAUAUCGAGCCUCUCCUUCCGGGGAUUCGGUUCUUUCGCUCGUUGUGGAUUUCUUGACGAUGAUCCGAUGCGGAAACCGGCCGAUGAAACGGCUAUCGUUGAUGAUCCUGCUAAAUGUUGCUUAUUCCUCAACUGAAUUGCUCGUCGGGCUAUUCACUAGCCGUGUAGGUUUUGUUUCAGACGCUUUUCAUCUCACAUUUGGAUGCAGUCUUCUAACAUUUUCCUUAUUUUCCAUGGCUAUGGCUAGGAGAAAGGCUACUAGUAGUUACAGUUAUGGGUACAAAAGGCUGGAAGUACUAUCUGCUUUUACUAAUGCUCUAUUCCUAUUGUUCAUGUCAUUUUCCCUUGCCGUCGAAGCACUUCAUGCAUUUGUACAGGACGAGUCAGAACAUAAGCAUUACUUAAUUUUGUCAGCAGUGACAAAUCUGUUGGUCAACCUACUAGGAGUAUGGUUCUUUAGAAGUUAUGCCCGUGUCAAUAUUGUACCAUCUUCAGUCUACAGGAGAGCUGAGGACAUGAACUGUCAUUCUGUCUGCUUGCAUGUCAUUGCAGAUUCUAUUCGAAGUGCAGGCUUGAUUCUUGCAUCAUGGUUUUUGGCACUUGGAGUUGAGAAUGCUGAGGUUUUGUGCCUUGGGCUGGUUUCAGUUGCUGUUUUCAUGCUCACCAUGCCACUUUUUAAAGCAACUGGUGCCAUUUUGCUGCAAACGGCACCAUGCAGCAUACCACCUUCCGCUUUCAGUAAAUGCUGGAGACAGAUAGUUGCACUAGGAGACGUUUCGGAAGUUUCACAGGCUCGAUUUUGGGAGUUGGUGCCUGGAUAUGUUGUUGGAUCUUUGUCCAUUCAGGUGAAGAGGGAGGUAGUAGAUACUCGGCCGAUACUCCAGUUCGUUCACAGUUUGUAUCAUGACAUAGGGAUACAUGAUUUGACCGUGCAAACUGAGUUUGUGUAAUUGCUUUAGCAGCAGUAUUUGCUUGGCUAAAAUUCCGUUAGUGAGAUAAGCUUGUAUAUUGACUCUAUUCAUCAAUUAUGGAAGAGAAAAAAAAUUGCAGUUUCUUGCA
Molecule: messenger RNA, 1435 nt
Organism: Nymphaea colorata (pocket water lily)
Lineage: Eukaryota; Viridiplantae; Streptophyta; Magnoliopsida; Nymphaeales; Nymphaeaceae
Product: metal tolerance protein C2
Exons: 10
Coding region: 103-1326 (407 amino acids)
Biological process (GO): transmembrane transport; zinc ion transport; intracellular zinc ion homeostasis
Cellular component (GO): membrane; Golgi apparatus
Molecular function (GO): zinc ion transmembrane transporter activity
Source: RefSeq, a predicted model, not a curated record